AUGGCCGAUGCCAAGACAGACACGGCUCCGGCCGUCGAUGCGACAGCACCCAAGCCGCGGUCGCUUCCGUCGGGCAUUCUCUCGCGGUCGAUUCCGACGCCGACGGCUGAAAUCGAAAAGCUCAAGGCCGAGAUCAAAGAGCGGGAGGAUCGUCUCCGCCAACUGACGAAGACCGACCCUCCCUCGACGCGUGGUGCGAGCUUCCUCGCCUCCAAGUCGACGGCGACCAUGGCCCUCCUGCUCACGGUGUUUUGCGUCAAGGAGCUUGUCGCGCUCCGUUUCAAGUAGAUACGAUUACCUCGCUAGACGACACGUUGUCUAAUACAGAUUCCAUUACGUUUGCG
Saprolegnia parasitica CBS 223.65 is the source of this 344-nucleotide messenger RNA. RefSeq lists its product as hypothetical. Bases 1 to 288 code for a protein of 95 amino acids. The record is from RefSeq and is a predicted model, not a curated record. The transcript is spliced from 2 exons. Lineage: Eukaryota; Oomycota; Saprolegniomycetes; Saprolegniales; Saprolegniaceae.